Messenger RNA from Capsicum annuum, 1312 nucleotides. Its product is annotated as 40S ribosomal protein SA. The transcript has 5 exons. Gene Ontology annotation, cellular component: 90S preribosome; ribosome; cytosolic small ribosomal subunit. The record is from RefSeq and is a predicted model, not a curated record. NCBI's taxonomy places the organism in Eukaryota, Viridiplantae, Streptophyta, Magnoliopsida, Solanales, Solanaceae. The coding region runs from base 171 to 1070 and encodes 299 amino acids. Gene Ontology annotation, molecular function: structural constituent of ribosome. Gene Ontology annotation, biological process: cytoplasmic translation; ribosomal small subunit assembly.
AUCAGCCCAGAAAGAAAUCCACAACAGCCCAGCCCAACAGAAGCAAGGUCUUGUUAUAUUUAAGUUCCUCUAUACCCAAAAAGGUUUAUAGGGACAAUAAUUUCGUUCUGCCAAACCCUAGUAGCUGCAGCUGCACUAAGCUAAGGAGGAGGAAACAGAGAGCCGCAACAAUGGCGACGCAAGAAGCAAGGACUCUAUCAACAAAAGAAGCUGAUAUUCAGAUGAUGCUUGCUGCUGAAGUCCAUCUCGGCACUAAGAAUUGUGACUUCCAAAUGGAGCGUUACGCUUUCAAGCGCCGCAAUGAUGGUAUCUACAUCAUUAACCUUGGAAAGACAUGGGACAAGCUUCAAAUGGCUGCCAGGGUGAUUGUUGCUAUCGAGAAUCCUCAGGACAUCAUUGUGCAAUCUGCCAGGCCAUAUGGACAGAGAGCUGUCUUGAAGUUUGCCCAAUAUACUGGUGCACAUGCUAUUGCUGGACGUCAUACCCCCGGUACUUUUACCAACCAGCUUCAGACCUCAUACAGUGAGCCAAGACUCUUAAUUCUCACUGAUCCAAGAACUGAUCAUCAGCCAAUCAAGGAAGCUGCACUUGGGAACAUCCCAACUAUUGCUUUCUGUGACACUGAUUCUCCAAUGCGCUAUGUUGACAUUGGUAUCCCUGCCAAUAACAAAGGAAAGCACAGCAUUGGUGUUCUUUUCUGGAUCUUAGCAAGGAUGGUGCUGCAGAUGCGUGGGGCCAUUGGUCAAGGACCUAAAUGGGAUGUCAUGGUUGAUCUCUUCUUUUACAGAGAGCCUGAAGAGGCAAAGGAGCAAGAAGAGGAAGCUCCUGCAAUUGCAGAUUAUGCUGAUUACUCUGCUGGUGGUGCACUUGGUGGUGACUGGUCUAGUGGCCAAAUCCCUGAGGCACAAUGGACUGCAGAUGCUGCUGCACCUGUUGUUUCAGCAGUUGGUGGUUGGGCUGGAGAUGAAGCUGAUGGAGGAUGGGAUGCAGCAGCUGCCCCCCCUGCACCAGCUCCCCUACCAGUACCAGAUGCUGCCCCUUCUUCUGGCGCUGGAGGCUGGGACUCUUAAGCUCAUCAUCCUUGUUGGAUGAAGAUUAGAUAUCCUGAGUUUCUACGAUAGAUGUUUUUUUUAAUAGCACAGCUAAAAGGAUUUUGACUUUGUGGAUGUACUGAAUUAUAUUUAAUCAUUGCUAGAGCAGUGUUUUUUGGAGAAUCUGGAAAUGCUUUUGCUUUGGAAGAGUGGAAAAUGUGAAUUUUUGUUGUUUCAAAACUAUCAGACACCAAUUGAUCGUCUCUGUUUCUGCCUUCCCA